Messenger RNA from Mustela lutreola (European mink), 2738 nucleotides. RefSeq names its product tubulin polyglutamylase complex subunit 2 (gene TPGS2). Lineage: Eukaryota; Metazoa; Chordata; Mammalia; Carnivora; Mustelidae. The coding region runs from base 1 to 1101 and encodes 366 amino acids. The record is from RefSeq and is a predicted model, not a curated record. Gene Ontology annotation, biological process: protein polyglutamylation. The transcript is spliced from 8 exons.
AUGGCCGAGCCUCUGGGGCGGCGUCCAGCCCUCCCCCCCGCCCCGCUCUCCCGCCCUGUCCCCGUCGCUGCGCCCGCCGCGCGCGGAGCGGGGACGCGAGCCAUGGAGGAGACACCGCCCCCGGGCUGCAGCAAGCCGCACCUGGAGAAGCUGACCCUGGGGAUCACCCGCAUCUUAGAAUCUUCCCCAGGUGUGACAGAGGUGACUAUCAUAGAGAAACCACCUGCUGAACGUCAUAUGAUUUCUUCAUGGGAACAAAAAAAUAACUGUGUGCUGCCUGAGGAUGUGAAGAAUUUUUACCUGAUGACCAAUGGCUUCCACAUGACAUGGAGUGUGAAGCUGGAUGAGCACACCAUUCCAUUGGGCAGCAUGGCAAUUAACAGCAUCUCAAAACUGACUCAACUCAACCAGUCUUCUGUGUAUUCACUCCCAAAUGCACCAACUCUGGCAGACCUGGAGGAUGAUGCACUUGAAGCCAGUGAGAACCAGCCAGAGAAGCCUCACUUUGAUUCUCGCAGCGUGAUAUUUGAGCUGGAUCCUUGCAAUGGGAAUGGGAAGGUUUGCCUUGUCUACAAAAGAGGGAAACCAGCGUUAGCACAAGACACUGAGAUCUGGUUCCUGGACAGAGCAUUAUACUGGCAUUUUCUCACAGACACCUUCACCGCUUAUUAUCGCCUGCUCAUCACGCACCUGGGCCUGCCGCAGUGGCAGUAUGCCUUCACCAGCUAUGGCAUUAGCCCGCAGGCCAAGCAGUGGUUCAACAUGUAUAAACCCGUCACCUACAACACAGACCUAGUUGCAGAAGAGACCAACUCCUUCGUAAACAAGCUGGAUCCCAGCAAAGUGUUCAAGAGCAAGAACAAGACCUUAAUCCCCAAAAAGAAAGGGCCAGUCCAGCCUGCAGUUCUCACAGGUGCAGCAGCAGAGGAACUAGGAGAGCAGUGGUGCCCUUCACAUCAGUGGGAGUCCUCAGGAGGCUAUAGAAGAGAGAAGGAAGGGGGCUCCGUGAAGGAAAGGAGAGCAAUGAAGAGCCAGGCUGGCUACCUGAGGUGCAGGACCCAGAGCGAAACAAAGAUGUGGGGCCUCAUGUCUAAAAAUUAGGAAAAUAGUACCAUUAAAAGUACUGAAAUGUUCUUUCUUCCAUGGUCUCUCUCACAUCUUGUUAUGCGGGGUUUUUACUUGCUACUUAAUGCUGUCCUAAGUAAUGAAAAAAUUUAAAUUCUAAAUUAUUAGCAUUAAUUUAUUCAUCUUUAUAGUACACAAUUCCUGUUUUCAGUGCAACUAGAAGAGAAGUGAACUCAUGCAGAAUCACGAAAAUUUGUAUUUCAUAGCUUAUGUGUACAUGUUGUAUGAUAUACAUAUUUUAUCCUCACUAGAACACUGGAAACACUGCAGAAAAGCCUUGCUCAACUAUCAUUUCCCUCCUUGAUAUGUACACAUUCUGUCAACACUCUUUCACCUUACUGAUGAGUAAUGAAGGACUAAAAGAAAAACUAGGAGCUGCCCUAUGUUUUCUUUUUCUCCUAAGUCAUUUUCAGCAGACGUGGAUGACUAACAAAGGAAAAUGACAAGAAUAAAAUAAGAAAAGUAACAAGAGUAGAAAAAGGAUAUGACGGGGUUCCAGGGUCAUUCACACUUCUUAGAAUGCUAUUACCUUUCUUUUGCAUUCAAGUCAUGUCCGGUUCCAAUGGAAAGCAUGGCCUCUUGGGCUCUAAGUGCCCCCACUUACUCAGUUGUAGGAAUAACUUGCUUAUAUUGGAUCUCUUCUCAACCUGCACAUGGUGGGUCUGCUGGAAUUCUGCGCACACCGGCAUCACAAAGUGAAUGGGGUGGUGGGGAGCAGUGGACACCCUGCAGGGAUCGCCUCUGCUCCUGUGUAUGUGGUUUUGUCUCAUCAGACUUCACUUAUAAAACACAAGUUCAAAGACAAGAUUAAGAACUCCAGACAGUGACAGGAGAGCAUUCAACCAUGUGUGGGGCACUCUGUGAUGAUGCCCAUCACAUGCCUGUGAAGCCGCCCCUGUGAAGGAACAAGCUAGCUCUCCUGGGGAAAGGUGCAGACAGCCCGUAAGCUCGGUGUGCUAGCUGGGGAGAAAAUUCACCCAUGAGAGUUGUGUCGCCAAACCAAAGCAACUGACAUGGCAGGAGGCUCUACUGUAAAUCAGCUGCCCAGAAAGAGAUACUCUGCUGGAAUCGCAAAAUGAGAAUCAAUGGCAGGAUGCCUCACGAUGCACUGGCGUAGUUAAGAUUGUGCGCGAAGUGCCACAUCCUUGUGCUGCAUGGGUCCUACAGCCCGGAAGUGCCCCAGCCAAGGACGGGACUGACAGGGGGACUACCUGCUCAUAAUAAUCCAUAGAAUCUCUCCCUUGACGCUGUGCCUCCCCAAACCUGAAUAUGCAUCCCCGUCAUUGGACUUGUGUGUAGAAAAUCAGAUACUCCUGUCCCACUCCAGACCCACUCAAUCAAAACUGCAAGGAAAUACCAGGACUCUUCAUCAACUGCACUUGUGACAAGAAUGCUGACCGAGCCCGAAGCUUUCCACCUAAUGGGUCUGAGGGGUUGUGCUUGCACUGCAUGGACAUGAGCUCAAAAGCUGUUUUUCAUCUAGAAAAGCAUGGACAAUGAUUGGAUCAGAAGGACCAAGGGACCCUGUGUGAACACAUGUAUUUUUUAAACCUUUUAUUAUGGAGAAUUUUAAAUAUUUACAAAGAUGGAAUAACAAACCCAUGUAUGCAUCA